CAUUCAGUUUCAUCUGAGACGUUUGGCGAAGCGGUCUAUAAAAAGGAAACAGCAGAAAUUAAAGAGGAAUCCGACUCGCCAGCAAAAGCAGCGUGAAACGCGUGUCGGGGGUCUUAACUGUGCAUAUAAAUAUAGAAAAUAAAGUAAAUACUUUAACAAAGUGAAUGUUUUGUGACUGUUUUCCACACAUACACAUAUAUCAGUGUGGUUUGAUAAUCCCCAAGAAUAUAGCUAACAGUUGAUAGUUCAGUUAAUUCAGUGCAUUCAAAUUGCCGUCGCUAAUUGUGUGACACCGUGCGAGGCGGAAUACUUUGACAUCCUGUCAAAGUUUUGGCAGCGGCUACAAACCGGGCGAAUACCGCAAAAUGACACGUGUCCGGCGUAUUGUGCGCACGGCCUAAAAGUAUGUUGCAUCAUUAGUGUCAAGCAUUGAAAAGCGCCUGGGAAAGUCGACUGCAGGCUCAUUAGGAUACGAGUAACAGCAAAAGCGCAUUACGAGGGCCAAAAGACAAGUUUCUAAGUCAAGCAACAAAGCAUUCAUAAUUACCAACAACAGCAGCAACAACAAGAACUACAACAACUACAAAAAUUAGGAGGAGGAGGAGGAAAGUUAAGGGCGCAAAAAGUGUCCUACAGUAAAUUUAAAAGCAUGAAAAUAGAGCUGGCUGCCAACAGAAGUCACUUGUGCUAUACAAAGCUCUGCAGGAUGUCAGCAUCGCCAGCAAGCUGAUGCGUUCCAAAAGCUCCAAAGAAGAAUAACUAUCACAAAAGAACAAGGCAGAGAGAUAAGGAGCGAGAAGAGAAGACAAAUUAAGAGCACACGCAAAUUGUUGCCGAAAAAUUGAUAUAUUCGAUUAGCAAUCUAGAAAGUUUAAGCCAAGGAGGGGCAGAGGACACGCCCAUCAUUGUGAGUGUGUUUGUGUGUGUAACUCUUGGAGAGAAGUUAAAGAAAAUUUACAUCCUGUGCAAGUCGCAUUAUCCGAUUUAAGCCCACAUCAAACGCCGAGUCAUGCCUGAGCAGGAUAAUUACGAUGAUGAGUUGGUUUCCAGCAAUCCAAAUCAACGCAAUUGGCGUGGAAUACUUAUUGCCUUGCUGGUCAUCAUCAUCGUUUUGGCCCUGAUUGUUACCUCGGUGGUGCUGCUCACACCCCCCGAUGAGGGACCUCGGGUCAAGGGGCAGCGCAUCAAGCUGCAGGACAUUGUCGACGGUCUCUAUGUGCCACAGCGCGCCAAUGGCAGUUGGAUCGAUGCUGAGGAGUUUUUGUACCAGGACCAUUUGGGUCGCAUCUGUCUGCUGAAUGCAGCCAAUCGCACGGAACGUGUCCUCAUGUCCAAUAUGACAUUUAAAAAUCUGUCGCCCUUCACAUUCACCUUAUCGGCGGAUAAACGUUACCUGCUGCUGGCCCAGAACGUUGUCAAGCUGUUUAGACACUCGUAUCUGGCACAGUACACACUUUAUGACACACACACGAGUGAGACCGUCAAAUUGCGCAACAAUCAGCUGCAGGACGAGUGGCCGUAUUUACACUAUGCUCGCUUCACUGGAGCUGCCAAUGCCCUGAUUUGGGUUUACAAUUACGAUAUCUACUAUCGGCAGGAGGUGCGAAGUCCGCACGCUUAUCGUAUUACCCACGAUGCGGUGCCGGGCAUCGUAUAUAACGGCAUUCCUGAUUGGUUAUACGAAGAGGAAAUCCUGCAUUCAAAUAAUGCCAUUUGGGUGUCGGAUGACGGCCAACUGCUGCUCUAUGCGAGCUUUAACGAUACACACGUGCAGGAGCAGCACUUUGCCUGGUACGGCACCACCUCAGCUGGCCCCGCAGGUGGUGCUGCGACAGGUGGCACGAGCGAUGGCGGUGGCAGCGGUGGUGGCGUUGGUAAAGGUAAUGGCGGCACAGCUGGUGGCACUAAUCCGCAUGCCAACUUGUACCCGGAAAUAAGAUCCUUACGAUAUCCAAAGCCGGGCACUCAGAAUCCCACAUUCGCUUUGCGUGUUGCCGACUUAUCGGAUCCCCAGAAGAUACACAUAACGGACUUGAAACCGCCGAAUAUUAUACAAAACGAAGAUCAUUACUUUAGCAGUGCCAGUUGGGUGAGUGGCACGGAGAUCGCAGUGGUUUGGUUAAAUCGACCUCAAAAUAUAUCCGUGGUCAGUAUUUGCCGGAGUCCGUCGUUCGUCUGCAUUGAGACCCAUCGAGUGAGCGGCGAUGGACGUGGUUGGGUGGACACCGUCUCAGUGCCAUUGUUUGCGGCCAAUGCAAGUCUCUAUGUGGCCAUAUCCCCACUACGAGAUGGUUCAUUUGGCUAUUUCCGGCACAUCGUGCACGUGGACAUUGACAAUAAUCGCGUGCUUCCCCUCACACAUGGACCCUACGAAGUGAAUCGAUUGCUGCACUGGGAUCAGCUGGAUAAUUGGAUCUUCUUCCUGGGCACACCGGAGCGUCUGCCCUCGCAGCAGCAUCUGUACCGCGUCUCGGCGUUGCCCGCUCGCCAGGGACAGGCUCUCCAGAUGCCCGAUUGUCUAACGUGUCCGGCUUUAAUGCAACGCAGCGAUGGUUAUGACGAGGGUCACACCAAAUCGCCGCCAAAGCUGGUCACUGCGUGGGACGAUGAUUGGGAGGACUCUGAGGAAUCAGAGGCGUUGCCACCGUCACCAGCUUUGCCAGUGGAACAGCAGAGACAGGGGCAUGGCCAUGGCACUGCACCACCGAGCGAUUGUCUGUACCACGAGGCGCAGUUUCCUCUCUCCCUGCGAGCGCGCUUUGUGCUUAUCGAGUGUCUGGGUCCGGUUGUACCCAGCGCUACCAUCUAUGGUCUAAAGCCCAUGGGAGCACCAAAGGCUAAGCGGCAAAAUGCACCGCAGGAGCAGCUGGAAAGUGAAACAGAAGCUGCCGAGAGACUUAUAGAGCCAAAGUCACAGUUUAUGGAGCUGCUAUUCACUGUGCAGAACAACACACGGCUCAAGGAGAAAAUGGCCAAAGUGGCGAUGCCGCAGGUGAAAACCUUUCCUGUCAUGAUCUCCGGCGGCUACCAUGCCCAGGUGCGUCUCUACCUGCCGCCCGUGCUGCGCGAGGAUGAGAUUACCCGUUAUCCCACCAUAUUACACGUCUACUCUGGUCCGGGCUCUCAACUGGUCACAGAUCGUUGGCACGUGGACUGGAACACCUAUUUGGCUGGCAAUAAAGAUUACAUUGUCAUCGAGAUUGAUGGGCGUGGCUCCUCUGGUCAAGGCUAUCAGCUGCUCCACGAGGUCUACAAACGACUGGGCAGCGUUGAGGUCUCCGAUCAACUGGAGGUCAGCGAAUACUUGCGGGAUAAUUUACACUUUAUCGAUUCACGUCGCAUGGGCGUCUGGGGCUGGAGUUACGGCGGAUAUACAGCUGCUCUCGCUCUGGCCGGACAGCAGUCGAUAUUCCAGUGCGGCAUCAGUGUAUCUCCAGUGACCAAUUGGAAGCUAUACGACUCCACCUAUGCGGAACGCUAUCUGAGUUUUCCCAACGUAACCGACAACUAUAAGGGCUACGAGGAGAGCGAUCUAUCCAAAUAUGUGGACAAUUUACGGGAUCGUCAGUUUCUGCUCAUCCAUGGCACCGCCGAUGACAAUGUGCACGUCCAGCAAUCGAUGGUUUUGUCCAGAGCUCUGACCAACAAGGGAGUGCUGUACAAACAGCAAAUCUAUCCAGAUGAAGGACACAGUUUAUCUGGAGUGAAGCGUCAUCUCUAUCGCUCGAUGACCGCCUUCUUUGAUGAUUGUUUUAAGAAGCUGGUGCCGCCGGAGUCUAAGGCUGGCCUCGGCAGCGGCGGCGAUAUGCAGCAGCAAUAAAUCCAGCAACAACAACUACAGCAGCAACAAUAACAACAAAACAUAACCAUACAAAUGUUCUGAUAACAGCAGCGAGAAGCAUAAAAUGAGAACACAAAACGUGCGCGAAAAACGUUUGCGUAAAUUACAUUAAAUGUAAUUUAUCAUAAACAACCACAUACACACAGACAGACGCACAACCAACAGUGGUGGCCACAUAAAUAGAGUCAAAAUGGGCAACAACAUAACGUAAAUGGCAUUUUGUAUAAAA
Molecule: messenger RNA, 4070 nt
Organism: Drosophila innubila
Lineage: Eukaryota; Metazoa; Arthropoda; Insecta; Diptera; Drosophilidae
Gene: Dpp10
Exons: 15
Coding region: 1010-3820 (936 amino acids)
Biological process (GO): proteolysis
Molecular function (GO): serine-type peptidase activity; dipeptidyl-peptidase activity
Source: RefSeq, a predicted model, not a curated record